Messenger RNA from Manihot esculenta (cassava), 1787 nucleotides. RefSeq names its product putative pentatricopeptide repeat-containing protein At5g40405. Gene Ontology annotation, molecular function: protein binding; RNA binding. Lineage: Eukaryota; Viridiplantae; Streptophyta; Magnoliopsida; Malpighiales; Euphorbiaceae. The record is from RefSeq and is a predicted model, not a curated record. Bases 33 to 1241 code for a protein of 402 amino acids. Gene Ontology annotation, biological process: RNA modification. The transcript is spliced from 2 exons.
UUUAAAUACAUACAAGAACAGGUGUUGACUUCAUGCAUCAUGUAGUAUUGUGUACCGAACCCACAAUUAUCGCUAAACCAUGGCUAAAAAGAAUGAAGAAAACGAAAACAAGGUGGCCAGCUGAUAUAGUUGCUAGUGGCGGGCUAUCCACCAAUCACGCGAUGGUGAGUGCGUGCGCUAAAUGUGGUGAUGUUGGUUUUGCGAGAAAACUGUUCGAUUCAAUGCCUCGGAGGGACCCUAUUGCAUGGAAUGCAGUGAUUUCUGGGUACGCACAAUGUGGGCAAUCAAGGGAUGCAUUACGUUUGUUCCAUUUCAUGCAAUUAGAGGGUGUCAAGGUUAGUGAAGUGACAAUGGUUUCAGUUUUAUCUGCCUGUAGCCAGUUAGGCGCUUUGGAACAUGGGAGAUGGGCCCAUGCGUAUGUUCAGAAAAAUAAGAUUCCAGUGACGGUGACAUUAGGAACUGCACUUAUUGAUAUGUACGCAAAAUGUGGGGACAUGAAUGAAGCAAUGCAAGUGUUUUGGGGAAUGAAGGAAAAGAAUGUCUACACAUGGAGUAGUGCCAUGAAUGGGCUAGCAAGGAAUGGAGCUGGUGAUAAGUGCCUUGAACUAUUUUCCCUUAUGCAAAAUGAGGGGGUUUUGCCCAGUGAGAUCACUUUCCUUUCGAUUUUAAGGGCUUGUUGCGUGCUUGGAUUGGUUGAGGAUGGCCGCAAGUAUUUGGUCUCCAUGAGAAAAGAUUAUGGGAUUGAGCCUCUAGUUGAGCAUUAUGGAUGCAUUGUUGAUUUGUAUGGUCGAGCUGGGCGCUUAGAUGAAGCUUUGAAUAUCAUCAAUGAAAUGCCAUUGAAGCCCCAUACUGGUGCUUGGGGUGCUUUGCUCAAUGCUUGUAAAAUGUACAAAAAUAUGGAAUUGGGUGAACUUGCCUCAAGAAAAAUAAUUGAAUUGGAGGGCAAGAAUCACGGGGCGUAUGUUCUGUUAUCAAAUAUAUACGCUGAUUCAAAGAAAUGGGAAAUGGUUGAUAAUGUGCGCCAAGCUAUGAAGGUCAAUGGUGUAAGGAAACAGCCUGGCUGUAGUGUUAUUGAGAUUGAUGGUGAAGCUCAUGAAUUCUUCGUUGGAGAUAACUCCCACCCAAAGUAUGGUGAUAUUGAGGUCAUAUUAGAAGAGAUCUCCAUGAGAUUGAAAUCUUAUGCCACAAACUCCAAUUCUCUGCUGUCUGAUAUUGGAGAAGAAGAGAAGGAGCCUCUAUAACAAUGGUAAUUUUGCCUUUGCAUUUAGUUUCACCAACCAGAAGGAAGAUGUUCCAGUUAGGAUUCUGAAGAACCUAAACAGUUAAUUGGGAUUCUCAUGGUCUUAUAAACCAAUAAUCUAAAUUUUCAUUAUCUGUAAACAGUAGAGGACAAACCUUAAAAUAUAACAAAUUCUACGCGGUUCUUCAGAAUCCGAAGUGGAACACCUUACUUCUGCGUGAUACUCGGCUUCUUAAAUCAGUUGGCUUCAUGGGGCGAGUGACCCAACGUUAACCUUCUUAUACAAUCCAGAAUCUACAACCAUCUGCCGAAGGGAUAAUCCUUUACAAGCGCUAUUGAAAGUGUCUUAGAUUGUUGCAGUCUUCUCAUGGGCUCAAUGUUUAUACGAGUAGAAUCAGCACAUACUUGUCAGGGAUGGCCCUCGAAAUAAGCAGCUAGGAGCCCAUGACCAGGCAAUUGUUUACUCAUCUAUUUAGUUUGAAAUUUCCUAUGUUAGAAACUUAUUCAAUAAAGUCCAUUUGUUUCGCACAAUAAUUUUUAGAAAUAU